Messenger RNA from Cuscuta europaea, 1206 nucleotides. Lineage: Eukaryota; Viridiplantae; Streptophyta; Magnoliopsida; Solanales; Convolvulaceae. The record is from the annotation of a GenBank genome assembly.
CAAAAACCAUUUUACAAGAUCUAAAAUAAACAGUGUCCUAUUUGCAUAUACUCUGUAUUAAAAAGAUACGGAGUAUUUGUGUAGGAUGAAAUUAUGAAAUUUACCUCGAUUCUAACCUAAUUUUGCGCUCCAAGCCGGCGGCAACGUAAAUCCACUCGUGCCCUGUUUCACUCUGGUUUAAUACGCAGCGCAAAUAUGUUCUUUACGGAAGAAGAGAAGACGAAAGUAUUUACGGUUCAUAAGACUGUGAUGAGUAUGCUGCGAGACAGGGGCUACGUGGUUGAAGAUGCUGAGAUUACUUUGACUAGAGCGGAUUUUAUUACUAAAUUUGGUGACCAUGUGACGAGAGAGAACCUCGAAAUGCAAAAGGAGAUGCACAACGACAGUUCUAAUAAGAUCAUGAUUUUCUACCCCAACGAUAGCAAGAUUGGUGUUAAGAAUAUAAGAGGUUGUCUUGAUCGCAUGAAAGCGGAAGAUAUCACCAGGGGAAUUUUGAUUCUCCAAAAGAAAUUGGCUCCACAAGCUCGUGCCUGCAUAGCUGCAGCAUCUUCAUUAUAUCUCAUAGAUGUUUUUGAGGAGGCUGAAUUAUUGUUCAACGUAAAGGAGCAUGAACUUGUUCCUGCUCACCAGCUGAUUACAACUGAAGAAAAGAAGAGAUUGUUGGAGAGAUAUACUGUGAAAGAAUCACAGCUGCCGCGGAUUUUUGUGAAUGACCCUGUUGCCAAGUACUAUGGGCUAAGACGUGGCCAAGUUGUGAAAAUCACCAGGAAAAGUGGGACCGCAGGGGACUAUGUUACGUAUCGGUAUGUUGUUUAAACUAAGCUUGUAUUCCUCUCUGAAGACAGGAAUGCAAACUAUGGAAUUGGCAUACCAGUUUUUAUGUCUCAAGCAGAGAACAGCCUACGGCAGCCUCAACCCUUUUUUCUGUUUCCUUUCUUGGAGUUGGCGUUAAAUACACCAGAUAUCUAUGAACUUAUUAUAAACGAGUUAAGUUAGGGGCAAGAAGAUGCUCAAGUAAAUGUUAGUUUGAUGAAAAUACCCUUUAAGUGGGUACGUGGGGGCUACCUAUCAUUUUCUGGUGAUUCUUGCAUAUCUUUCCGAGUAUUCAUACGCUUUGAUCUACUUUAACACAGUAUGAUUAUCUAAUUAAAAUGUAAAACUUUGAUUUCCAAUAAAUAAUAAUGACAAAAUCUUUCUUAGACUCAC